This is a messenger RNA of Biomphalaria glabrata, 1194 nucleotides long. RefSeq names its product proteasome subunit beta type-6-like. The transcript has 6 exons. Gene Ontology annotation, molecular function: threonine-type endopeptidase activity. Gene Ontology annotation, cellular component: proteasome core complex. The record is from RefSeq and is a predicted model, not a curated record. The coding region runs from base 72 to 764 and encodes 230 amino acids. Lineage: Eukaryota; Metazoa; Mollusca; Gastropoda; Planorbidae.
UCGGCGAAAAUAAAAUUGUUUUUAAAUACACUGUGUGAAUAUAAAAAAAUAUAACUUGUUUACUGUUCACAAUGGCGAUGAUGAUGACUAGCGGUUUUCCUAAUUCCGAAGGUUUAGGAGUUGGAAUGGAGUGGAUGAACAAUGAAGUAUCUACAGGUACGACACUUGCUGCAACUGAAUUUGAAGGAGGCGUCAUUAUUGGUGCAGAUUCCAGGACUACUACAGGUUCUUACGUUGCUAACCGUGUCACAGACAAGUUGACCAAAAUUACAGACUAUAUCUACUGUUGUCGGUCUGGCUCUGCAGCAGAUACCCAGGCUAUAGCUGACAUUGUCAAAUAUCAUGUGGACUUUCACAGAAUGGAGACAGGGGAAGAGCCUCUUGUCAACACUGUAGCCAACAUCUUCAGACAGCUGUGUUAUGAAAACAGAGAUCAAAUUUCAGCUGGAAUCAUUGUGGCUGGAUGGGAUAAACAAAAAGGAGGACAGGUGUACUCCAUUCCCUUAGGUGGCAUGCUACAAAGAAUGCCCUAUUCUAUUGGAGGAUCUGGUAGCACUUAUCUUUAUGGUUAUGUUGAUGCAGGUUAUAAACCCAAUAUGAAAAAGGAAGAUGCAUUACAAUUUAUAGCCAAUGCUGUUUCCUUGGCCAUCAACCGUGAUGGAAGUAGUGGUGGCAUUAUCAGACUAGCUGCCAUUUCUAAAGAUGGUGUGGAAAGAUUUACAUUGACAGGAAAAGACAUGCCCAAAUUCUUUGAGGACAGUUAAACACAUUUGUUAGCAUUAUUAUUAUAUAUAUAUAUUUUUUUUUUUUUGUAUAAAUUUGGUUUACUUUCUUAGAUUGAAAUUUUGUUUGAAAAAAAAAAAAGGUUGCCUCCCUUUACUUAAAAAAAAAAAAAAAGUUUCAUUGGGAACAAAAAUUAGAAGUAAAAUGUUGACAUCAUGGUAAAUAACAAACAAUUAAAAUAAAAAUAUGUCAAGUACCAUUGCUGGUAGAGAGAUUGAGCUUGGUUCACAAUAACUGUAACAUUGGUAAAAAUAUAAACAAAUAAGUAUUUGUUUUCUUCUCUUGUUCUUGCAUUCAAGUGUGAAUGUUAGUUACAGAUAGUCAUUGUAUGAAAUUCACAUUUCAGCUUGCAUCACACUCUCUCACUAAAGUACUGUGUAACUCAUGAAUAAAAUGUUUGUUUGAUAUUGA